This is a messenger RNA of Apaloderma vittatum (bar-tailed trogon), 2424 nucleotides long. Its product is annotated as dynein heavy chain 10, axonemal-like. Gene Ontology annotation, cellular component: dynein complex. The record is from RefSeq and is a predicted model, not a curated record. Bases 1 to 2424 code for a protein of 807 amino acids. The transcript is spliced from 15 exons. Gene Ontology annotation, biological process: microtubule-based movement. Lineage: Eukaryota; Metazoa; Chordata; Aves; Trogoniformes; Trogonidae. Gene Ontology annotation, molecular function: minus-end-directed microtubule motor activity; dynein intermediate chain binding; dynein light intermediate chain binding.
AUGGCGCUUGUCAACACCAUGUAUCAGUACUCACUGGUCUCCUUCUUAGAAGUUUUUGGACUCUCUCUUCAGAAAUCCAUGCCCAGUGCUUUUCUUCCGACGAGGCUACGGAACAUCAUGGAUAUGCUGACUUUCAGCACCUAUAACUACGGCUGCACAGGCUUGUUUGAGAAGCACAAGUUACUAUUCUCCUUUAAUAUGACUGUCAGGAUAGAACAAGCUGAUGGCAGAGUUCCGCAAGAAGAACUUCAGUUCUUUUUGAAAGGCAAUAUUUCCCUGGAGAAGAGUGCCCGAAAGAAGCCGUAUGCCUGGCUUCCAGAUCAAGGCUGGGAAGACCUAAUUUCCUUGUCUGAACUAUUUCCUGAGAAAUUUGAAUCUCUUCCAGAUGAUGUGGAAAACAAUCCAGAUGUAUGGAAAAAUUGGUAUGAUACGGACGCUCUGGAGCAGAUGCCGUUCCCCAUGCAGUACCAGGACAGUCUCACGAACUUUCAGAAGCUCCUGCUCUUACGCUGUUUCCGUGUGGACCGGCUGUAUCGGGCAGUAAUGGACUAUGUUACUCUGACAAUGAAUGAUAAGUUUGUGCAGCCCCCUGUGAUCAGCUUUAAAUACAUCUUUGAGCAGAGCACUCCUUCAUCCCCGAUUGUUUUUAUCUUAAGUCCUGGCUCUGAUCCUGUCAGUGACCUGAUGAAACUGGCCGAGAAUAUGGGCUUUGGAGGGGAGAGACUCAAACUCUUAGCCAUGGGACAAGGCCAAGAAAAGAUUGCUCUGCAGAUGCUGGAGAGUGCAGCGGUUCACGGAGAGUGGCUGAUAUUGCAGAACUGUCACCUUCUGGUGAGGUGGCUUAUCAGUCUGGAAAAGGCCCUGGAGAAAAUUACAGAUCCUCACCCCGACUUUCGCCUCUGGCUGACUACUGAGCCGACCAAGGGCUUCCCGAUGGGAAUUCUGCAGAAGUCGUUAAAGGUUGUGAUAGAACCACCUAAUGGUCUGAAGCUGAAUAUGAGAGCCACCUAUUUCAAAAUGCCCCAAGAAGCCUUAAAGCAGUGCCCACAUCCUGCCUUUAAAUCCUUAGUCUACGUCUUGGCAUUUUUCCAUGCAGUUGUUCAGGAGAGAAGGAAGUUUGGGAAGGUUGGCUGGAACGUACCAUAUGAUUUUAAUGAAUCUGAUUUCCAGGUCUGCAUGAAAAUUCUUGACACGUACUUGACAAAAGCUUUCCAACAAAAUGAUGAUGAAAUCCCCUGGAGCAGUCUCAAAUAUCUUAUUGGUGAGGUCAUGUAUGGUGGGCGCGCAAUUGAUAGCUUUGAUCGCCGCAUUCUGACCAUCUAUAUGGAUGAGUACCUCGGUGAUUUCGUAUUUGACACAUUCCAAGAGUUUCAUUUUUAUAAAAAUGACAAGGUUGAUUAUAAAAUUCCACGGGGGACUGUCAAAGAUGACUUUGUUGAGGCGAUAGAAUCUCUGCCACUUGCGAAUACUCCGGAGGUGUUAGGGCUUCAUGCAAAUGCUGAGAUUGGUUAUUAUACACAGGCAGUUCGUGAGAUCUGGUCUCAUCUACUUGAGCUGCAGCCUCAAACAGGUGAAACUGGUACGGGAAUUAGUCGAGACGAAUACAUUGCAAAUGUUGCUAAGGAUGUGGAAAAUAAAAUACCGCAAGUAUUUGAGGUUGACCAGAUACGGAAACAUUUUGGACGGAACAUAACCCCUACGACUGUGGUGCUGUUGCAGGAACUGGAGCGUUUUAAUAAGCUGAUCAUUCGAAUGGCAAAGUCACUGGCUGAGCUGCAACGUGCCUUGGCUGGGGAAGUUGGAAUGAGCAGUGAACUGGAUGAUGUGGCUCGAGCGCUCUUUAACGGACAGAUUCCUGAAAUCUGGCGGCGGCUGGCCCCCGACACACUCAAAACACUUGGAAAUUGGAUUAUUUUCUUUAGAGCUCGGUAUAAGCAGUACAGCACCUGGGUUAACGAUGGUGAGCCGAGAGUGAUGUGGCUCUCGGGGCUGCACGUUCCGGAGGCUUACCUGACAGCGCUUGUUCAAGCCACCUGCAGGAAAAACAAGUGGCCCCUGGAUCGCUCCACCCUCUACACAGAGGUAACCACGUUCAGGACUGCAGAGGACAUCACUGAAGAUACUACUCAAGGUUGCUUUGCUUCUGGCCUGUUUCUGGAAGGAGCCGACUGGGACGUGGAGCGCCGCUGCCUCACCAAGAGCAAGCCCGGUGUGCUGGUGGUGGAGUUACCCAUUCUGAAGAUCAUCCCCACGGAAGCGCACAGGCUCAGACUCCAGAACACCCUCCGGACACCCGUGUACACAACCUCCCAGAGGCGGAACGCGAUGGGCACCGGCCUUGUUUUUGAAGCUGAUCUUUACACUAGAAAGCACAUUUCUCAUUGGGUGCUUCAAGGCGUUUGUCUCACCUUGAACACGGAUUGA